Amoebophrya sp. A120 is the source of this 23398-nucleotide messenger RNA. NCBI's taxonomy places the organism in Eukaryota, Dinophyceae, Syndiniales, Amoebophryaceae. The record is from the annotation of a GenBank genome assembly.
GGUAGAUACCACCGGGCACUACCAAAAGUACGAGGUGGUGGGAACCGGGUGGUGCAGCUGCGGAGGCGACCCGUGCGAGGAUACCUAUGAAACGAGUGCACUACGACUCCCGCUCCCCCUCAAUUGUAUGCCACAAACAGCAACACAAGCGUCGGCACGAGUUCCGGUUUUGCGCGACAAGUUCACCCACAUUUGUAGUUUUGUUUUUUAUUGAGCUGCCGGAACUUGCCCUGCAAUUGCAAAAAGUGUCAAGGAAGAGGCAAGCGUCAAGUCGGAGGUCGAGUUGUGCACUCUUAUAAUGCCCCGGCGUCCCCGACAAACGGCGACUACAUCGCGGGCAACGCGGAUCGCGCGCAAGACUACUGCCAAAGAUUCUGCGACGAGGACCGGGGAUGUCAGGCCUACAUGCAACAGCGUGACAUGCAACAGCGUGACAUGCUUCCAGGAAACUGCCGCUUGUUCGGGUACGAGGACUACGAGGUAGACGGCGUCUAUCCAGGAAAAAGCACCCAUCCCCAUCCAAUUUGUCACGCAAAACAUGCAUAAGGUCGACUGUUUGUCAUGCAAAAAAUGGAUGGGGAUCAUGGGUGUUUUUCCCUGGAUAGCGUCGUCAGCAUCAUCACGCGGGGAGGCCUUGGCUACGGGGUCGGAAAAAUUCCUGCCGGGUGGCGGUCCGGGGUCCCGUGCAUGAAAAAGACGGGACACGCAGCGACCUCGGGGAAGCCGAUCUACACAAAUCAGGGCGACGCCUGGUGCAAGUGCAACUUGAAAAACCACAACCUGAACAAGAACGGGGCCGCAGGAGGCGUCCGCGUCAGUGCGACAAACCUCCCCUGCCCGGUACAAGGGUCCGAGGAGCAGUAUGCAUUGCAAAUAUAGUAUCGCUCUCGUAUAAAUGCGAGUGCAGCUGCAUCAUGAGCAUUACAGAUCUGCUCUCUUACCUAUACCUGUGAAUCUACAUGACAACUUCCAUCUUUCUUAAAGGAAAGAUUUGUCAUGCAAUUCAUUCCACUGCGAUAUCAUAUAUUUGCAAUUCAUAAGCAAGACGGGAAAUUGAUUUUCUCCAGCUAUGACAAAGGUCCCGACUGGUGCAAGACCCUGUGUGACAAGGACAAGGACUGUCGUGCCUACCAGCAGUCUAUGGUGAACGCCGAAACGGCCGCUAACUGCAGGCUCUUCAACGCAGACGAUGUCGAUGGCGGCAUCAACGCUGCCGACGAUCUAUCAAAUGUAAAAAUGUCUGGGUCUGGAAGAUUCUGACACUUGUCAUGCACCUUCUGCAUGAGCCGUGAUGUCUGUGAUGCAUGCCCUAGCAUCACAGAUUUUUUGAGAGCUUCUUGAUGCCUAUUCCGCAUGACAAAUGCCCUUUCCGCGUAGCAAAAAUUGCAUUCUCUUUGGUACUCAUGCAAUACAGAUUUGUUUGGAAUCCAAAUGCAGCAUCACAAAUUGCAUUCUUCCAGACCCAGACAUUUUUACAUUUGAUACGAUCCGGAGUUGUACAACGAUCUGAGCGAGGUGCAGAAGAUAUCGAAGGGAAAAAUCCCCCCUCCCCAUAUCAAAACGAAAUUUCUGAUGCUGGAUCUGUGUGCACAAAUCAGCUUUGUAUUGCAGGAGGGCACUGCGGCCAGAUCCCCAGGCUAUGUAGGGGCGUAUCGGUCUAGUUGAUCAGCAUGGCAAACGGCUGCGCUUUAGGCCCAGCAGCAUGACAAACCGCUUCCCUAAUGGGCGCGAAGCUUUUGCCCUUGUCUUCUUGCAAGACAAAUGUGAUUUGUGACCUCAAAUCACCAAUACAAAUUUUCGGAAACAUGCCUUUUCGAUAUGGGGAGGGGGAGUUUUUCCUUUCAAUAGAAGACGUGGAAUAGUUACGCUUGCAACCGGAAGGUCGAGAGACCGGCGGUGAUUGGGGAGGCAAAGAUCGACUGCACGGGCACGAAAGGGGGCAAAUUUGUGACGAUCCAGCUGCCGCAACCCAUCCUUGCCACGGGGGUGGACGACGCAACCGCGACCACGCGCAGCCUCGAUCUCACCGAAGUAAACAUUUUUGGCCGCGUAUGGGAAUGUCAGGAUUAAAAUCGUCAAAGUUGAAAUAGUUUGUCAUGUAUAAAAUCGAUACGAGUCGGAAUCCCAAUUUUCAAGCAGCGCAUGACAAAUUUCGGCACCGUCUAGAUCCAGUUUGUCAUGCUGUUUAGGGACAGGCGUGGUCUUUUGUCAUGCUACUUUAGCAGCUCUACCGCAGAACCGGGGAGGGGAUCCUUGACCUGUGGCGCCGGGAGCGGGUGUCCACUACAUGAUGAUGAUCCCAAACAGGCUGGCAGUCGGCCUCAGUCACUUACACUUGCCAUUCCUGCAAGAGAGGCAGUUCAUGCCUUGCAAUUUAUGCAUGAGAAAUUCUUUUAACUUUGUCGAUUUCAAUCCUGACGCUUCCAUACCGCGUGGCUGGCGCUGGCGUAACGGCCGCACGAGGUGGUGGACACGGGAACGACAACGAGGACGUCGUGCCCGUUAUUUCGCAGGAGAUUGAUCUGACCCCCACGGUAUCAAAUGUAAAAAUGUCUGGGUCUGGAAGAUUUCUCGAUUUGUCAUGCAUAUUUUCCACUACCCAUGAUGUCUGUGAUGCAUGCCGUAGCAUCACUAAUUUUUAUUUUUCGAGCGCUUUGUGAUGCCUCUACAGCAUAAGAAAUGACCUCUCCGCGUAGCACAAACUGGAGUCCUCUUGCUGGUCAUGCAAUACAAAUUCACCGGUGGAAACGUUACCGUGCUCUUGGAAAUACCGAACUUGACCAGGACAUGCAGCCACUCUAACGGUUCCACUCGGGUCCGACCCCCGUUAGAGCUUGACCCUUUUCCCCCGAGGUCCUACCUGAGGUAGUGGUCGUAAAGGGGAUAUAGUGGUUGAGGGGUAAAUAAGGUCACGCAAUACAAAUUUUCUCAGAAUCCAGAGACAGCAUCACAAGUUUUGAAUGUUCCAGACCCAGACAUUGUUACACUUAAUACACGGGCGACGCCUCGCGGGUUUUGGCCAGCAGCACGACCGAGUACCACCCCCACGUGCCCGCGCUUUCGCAACCCCGCAACGUGAUCGACGGGCUGGCGUUUGUGACCUUUUUCCAAACGCGACCGAUAUGGCGUUCUCAAACGUUACGUUCUCAACUGUCACAUGAAGUUGUAAUGCAAGGAUGGCAACAGUGAAAAGAUGAAAUUGUCAUGCUUGCAGCUCUCGCAUCAACACAAAUUUCGAACGGAUUAUAGUGCUGUUUAGCCCUUCCAGGAUUUGUCAUUCGAAGUAACCUUGGUCGUCUGGCGGCUUAUGGUAAUUAAUUUUGCAUGACAAAUCACGUAACGGUUGAGAGUGUAACGCUUGAGAAUCCCAUAACCGAGCCCCUGUCCCUGGGUGCAGGUCGACAUCAGCGGGCCGCGCAAUCAGCCCCGUAGUGUGACGCGAGUGGUGCUCAUCUCGCAGAUGAAAAACGCGCGCAUACUAUCCUACGUAAAAACAUCCCCACCCCAGAGUUGUCAUGCAGAUUUGCAAGCACAGGAGCAUUUGUAAUGCGCAUCCCCAUGAGAGAGGCACUUCCCAUCGUGUUUUGAAACUUGUAAUGCUGUAAACAGGAUAAGGAGACGGAAGUGCUAUGCGGAUUCCCUUGCUAUGCUGCACUACAGUACAGCCACAGCCCGCAACUUGUCAUGCGUGACCCCCAAAAGUUCUAAGUUUGUGUUGCGAAAUCCCCAUUUUGACUCUGGGGUUGGGACGUUUUUACUCAGGAUACACACGCCAGAUGCUGCUCCCCACCUCGGGAUACGACGAAGACUGGUUCGACACCGCGAACGCGGUGGAGCAAACCAGCUGCAGGCUAUGACACUGCACAACUCCCCCUCCCCCUCAUUUGUCAUGCAAAACACCAAACCCAGGCUGUGGCUCUUGGCGCUGCUUGCAUGACAAACUCCGGAAGUAGCCCAAGCAGUGCUACUUACACUUCUGGGCAAAUUUGUCAUGCAAAACCGGCAUUCUUACUGACGCUUGUAUUUUUGCCGUUCAUGCUACACAAGUGAGGGACGAGGGGGAGUUGUGCACUCUUAUACAGGCAGGCAAGCUGCCAGGAGGACACUGGCGUGGAAGUCUGGGUGCGCAACAGUCCGUUGACAACGGCGAAUCAGGUGAAUGCAAGCCCAAUUCUAUCACAGUGAAAAAUGCCCCCCACCCCUGAACUUGCAAGAAUUUGUGAUGCGAAGUUUCCAAAUGAAAGCUUUUUGUCAUGCAUGAAAGGAGUGCGAAUCUUUCUGAUGCAGAUUCCAGUCGUGUUUCGCAUCGCUUGCGUGACAAGUACCGCUCUUGCUGGGAUCUUUUGCAACACAAAUUUUUGCUAUUCACAAUCGGAAAUCUGUGAUGCUGAUACACGCAAGAGGGCGAAUGUUUCAUUUGGAAAGAUUUGCAAUACAAAUGCUUUCAAGUUCGGGGGUGGGGGCAUUUUUCAUUGUAAUAAAUUCCGGGACAAGAUGAACUACAAGGAAAUACGAACUGCGGGCAGGUAGCGCAAGAGGCGUCGUUGUGCGAGCGGGUACACUUUGGCGACCGAAAACGGUUUCGGUUUCUGGGAAAGGGCGUCGCGGGCUUCGACGACGAGGACCAACACAGUCUCAUGUAUAUGGCGUUCUCAACUGAUUUGUCAUGCAAAAUUUUCAUAAGUCGCCAGAAGAUUAAGGUGCUUCGCAUGACAAUUUUUUCGAAGGGCUACACAGCAUCUAAACGCGUUGCAAAUUUGUGACGCGAGACUCGCAAGCCUGCCCCUUUCCAUAUUGCUGGUCUUGCAUCACAAGGAAUUCGUGUAACCAUUGAGAAUGUAACGCUUGAGAGCGCCACAAUGUACGGCGACAGCGUCGGGGAGCUCACCGUUGAUUGCAAGCGGCACCAGGCGGAAAAGACCCGCGCCGUUGUGGUGGUCCUGCCCCCUGGAGAGCAGGGCGAGGACCGUGUCCUUAGCUUGCUGGAGCUGCAGGUGUUCGGUUUGCACGAGGAUGGGGCGGGCGGGGCGCCGACCCCACCGCAGCCCUCCCCUGGUCCCUCGCCGACCACUGCGGCACCGCCCGCACCGGGCCCGCGUACCACCGUGGAGGGAGUCUAUCUGCUUCCGACGGGGCCAUACAUGCUGCCGAACACACAGGAGUCCGCCCCAACGGACGACGAUCCCUUCGCAAGGUGUCGCGUGGAUCCGCCACAAGACCGCUUCGUGGGACGACACCCCGAAUGCGCGGACCCGCCGCUGGGCAACGCGGCAAAGCACCAGGCCGUCGAAGCCGGCAGGUGGUGGAAGCAGCGUUUUGGGAGCCCGGCGUACAACAGCCGCGACUCGCCACGUUACCCCGCGAACUUGGUGUUUCUCGUGUCGCCGCUGCGCCGCGCCAUGGAGGCGUGCGCGAUGUUUAUCAGAGGCGCUGCGCCCUUUCCCGGCGCGGAAACCGGCACCGCGGUGUCUCUCCUAAUCGAGGAAGGCUACGGAGCGGACCUCGGGAAAAAUCCAUUGGACGAGAUAUCAAACGCAAAUAUGUCUGGGUUUGGAAGAGUGGAAGGCUCGUCAUGCAUAUUUUGAAUGACCCAUGAUGUGGUCUGUGAUGCAUGCCCUAGCAUCACAGAUUUAGCCGAGAGGGCUUUGCGAUGCCUCUACAACCGCAUGAGAUGAAAUGCCCUCUCCGCGUAGCGCAAAUAUACAACUGGUUUCCUCUUGCUGGUCAUGCAUGCGUCCGUAGCCAUUUUGGCUCAAGACUUCUUGUCUUGUGGCCCUUUUCCCACUUUAGAGACGGGGCCGCACCCCCGUGAGAUCAAUUCGUCCGGACUCACCGUGGAGAUCAACCCCCGUGAGAUCCAAGAUCCGUAGAGGCACUCUGUAACAGGCAUCAGGUGCGGCUGGUGAACCUUUUGACUCACACGUAGAUUGUAGAUUGUUUCUCUAAAAGAAAAAUCAAAGCAAAAAAAAUGAGCACACACUUGCCCUCCAUCCGAAGCGCGCACGUGCGCAAUGAAGCUUCGAUGGUCCCAGCGGGCAUAACGCCCGGUCUUACUCGUUACUCCCUUCAUCUGCCCUCACCAGCCGUCCCCGAUGGCGUUCGAUUGUGGGGCCCUUGAUCCCCACGUAGAAGCUCUUCGCGGGUUUCUUCUUGCCGGGUGGAAGACGGUGCGCGUCGGUUUUUUUUUGGCGGUCUGGGAGUUCCGUGUAGGUCUUUGUUCCUAGGGGCGCUUGUCGACGCCCUGCGGCGGAGCGGGCGAUCGGGAGGACUCGACGCUACUUGUGGACGCCAUCUCCGAGCUGUCGAUAGUAGAGGAGUUCUGCCGCACAUCUCCGCGUCACGAGGAUGCCGCGCCCACUAGCGGAUCGCCCUGCUGCGCUGGAGAUCAGGGACUUUUUAUUUAUUGUUUUUCGUUUGUCUCACACUCUCACACACUCGAAUACUUAUGAAAAGAUCAUAGUACCAGACCCAUAUUUCCUUUUUUUCUUCGUUUGAGUUUGUCGCCCCUCCUAAUCCUUUGGUCUGUGUUGUGGCAGCGGAUUGUCCUCUGACCCUUACGUAGCCUUAUGGCAACCCCUUUCCAUAUGAUUGAACUCAGGUUUUGUGUGGUAGCUGCGCUGGCAGCGCGUUUGUGCGGCUCUCUACUCCUGCGAGGUGCGACGUUUUCAAUGCGGCUGGGCUUUGCGGAUCCAAACUGCGCGGAGGUGGUGGUGGCGAUGGCGGGUUGAUUACGGUGCGGGAAUUCGGGUCGCCAGCCCCGGGUCUCACAGAGUACUGAACGGUGCUUACCAGCUGGAUAGACGAGUGAGGGGUGAUUACUCGUAGGGGAGUUGUUUAUGGCUCGCGGUCGUCUUUCUGUCGUCCUGGCGUCGUUCGUGGGGGUGUGGCGCGGGGGUGGAGCGAUCCUCGACGAGCGGUGCGGUUGCGGCUUUGUCGCGUCGAGCGGAGCGGAGCGUCGCUGUGUCUCCUCGGCAUCGUCUCUUCGUGGCCUGUCGUGCGUAGUCCUAGGUGGGGUCCCUAUCCCGGCCAUUGCAAUAGGGCUUUUUGGUGGACUGCUGGAGACCCCAGUCCAGUCGCAUCGCGACGUUAUUUUUCAGCUGCAGGAGACCCCAGCUAUCCCUUUGCUCUGCCCAAGUCCCUCGUCUUUGUCUGUUCGUCGUGUUUUGCCUGGUUUACCGCUGGAAACGAUGCCGUGCUUUUGGAAUUCCGGUUUCGACCAGGACAUGCAGCCACUCUAACGGUUUCACUCGGGUCCGACCCCCGUUAGAGCUUGACCCCAUCCCCCCGAGGUCCUACCUGAGGUAGUGGUCGUAAAGGGGGUAUAGUGGUUGAGGGGUAAAUAAGGUCAUGCAAUACAAUUUUUAGUUUAGAAGCUCCCAGACCCGGACAUAUUAUUUGCAAUCCAUACGAGAGCGACAAUAAGUUCCCCGAAAUUUACCUGGUCCCACAGCUUCGGGAGGUGCCAAACAACGUGGACAACCACGGGACGGCGGUUGCUUUGUAUUAAAAGGAAAAAUUAUCCCCCCUCCCCAUAUCGAAACAAAGUUUCUGAUGCUGGAUUUCCGUACAUAAAUCAGAUUUGUCUUGCUGGAGAGGACUGCAGGCAUAUGCCAAGCCUCAGUCGAGAGCAGGGUUUGACGUAGGCGCCUAGCAUGGCGAAUGUGUAUUCUCUAAGCCCAACAGCAUCACAGACCACCUGGAAAGUGCGGGGCGCUCUCUGGACUUGCCUUCUUGCAAGACAGACAGGAUUUGAGGUCACAAAUGCGCGUCACAAAUUUUCAGACGGUGGAUAUGUUUUCAAUAUGGGUAGGGGGGAUUUUUCCUUACGAUACUUUGUGGGAGAAGUUCAAGGAAGAGGUUAUGAAAGCCUCAGGUUGGAAAUCCUCAAAGUGGAAAUAAUUUGUUAUGCAAAAAAACGACUCCAGUUGAAGCGGCAUUUGUAGUCGGCGCAUGUCAAAUUUCCCGGGCACUUAAAGCACGUCUGUCAUGCAGGUUAACGCAAGGGGGUGCCCUUCUGUCGUGCUACGCAGCGCUCCAAUUCUUCACCCCUAGCAGGACAAUAGUCGGCCUCCAUUGCGUUCUCUGCAAUACAGUCUUUUUUGCGUCGCAUUUCAUGCAUCACAAAUCAUUUCCACUUUGAGCAUUUCCAACCUGAGGCUUGCAUAGAGGUGAUCCGCGUGCAGCUGCUGAACCCGCUACUGAAUGAGGCCAACGGCGGGACGGCGGACCGCCGGAUUUCGGAGUGGUUCGACAAGGUGCAAUUAUUGAAGCGUCAGGUUUGAAAUCGUCAAAGUUGAAAUAGUUUGUCACGCAUGAAACGGAUACCAGUUAGACCUACAGUCUGUAGUCGGCGCAUGACAAAUUUUCCCGGUCCUGGAAGCGGGUCUGUCAUGCGGUUUAGGGCAAAAGGGCUGCCUUCUGUCAUGCUAGUCAGCAGUCCAACUUUUACCAGGACUAUAAUCUGCUUCCCAUGCGUCCUCUGCAAUAGAGUCACUUCUUGUAUCGCAUUUUAUGCAUGACAAACAAGGUCCGAGCACGGGGACAGAGUCCCCGUGCGGCGACCUUCCGGCAUUUGUCUGGGACGAGUUCGGGGGUUGUCGUGGUGGCGCACAGGGCGGGCAGGCCCCUGCAGCUCGGUGCCUCUGUGUGUCCUGCGCUCCCUGAUCCGCGACAGACCUACGGACGGAGCCCCUCUGCUUGCCCACACUAGAUCCGCUGGCCCACCGCGAACAGUGAAACAAAGAGAAAAGAAAGGAAGAAGCUGGCGCCGGGCCGGGUGCCGAUAGCGCCGGCGCCGCGUCUGUAGCUGGCCCCUAGGUCAUGACGCGGGGACCGAGUCCCCGCGCUGACCUAGGGCUUCUGCCCCUGGGCCGUGCGGUUAGUUUCCGGGAAGCGCCCGCAGCAGCUGGCCCCUAGGUCAUGACGCGGGGACCGAGUCCCCGCGCUGACCUAGGGCUUUUGCCCCUGGGCCGUGCGAUUUAUUAGCUUCCGGGAAACGCCCAAAGCUGGCCCCUAGGUCAUGACGCGGGGACCGAGUCCCCGCGCUGACCUAGGGCUUCUGCCCCUGGGCCAUGCGGUUAGUUUCCGGGAAGCGCCAAAAGCUGGCCCCUAGGUCAUGACGCGGGGACCGAGUCCCCGCGCUGCCCUAGGGCUUUUGCCCGUGGGCCGUGUGGUUAGUUUCCGGGAAAGAAGCGCCCGCAGCAGCUGGCCCCUAGGUCAUGACGCGGGGACCGAGUCCCCGCGCUGACCUAGGGCUUUUGCCCCUGGGCCGUGCGGUUAGAUAGUUUCCGGGAAACAAACGCCCAAAGCUGGCCCCUAGGUCAUGACGCGGGGACCGAGUCCCCGCGCUGACCUGUGCUCUCGCCCCUGGGCCGUGCGGUUAGUUUCCGGGAAACGCCCGAAGCUGGCCCCUAGGUCAUGACGCGGGGACCGAGUCCCCGCGCUGACCUAGGGCUUUUGCCCCUGGGCCGUGCGAGAAGCCCGCUCACUCCGGACACUUGAGCCCGCUCUGGAUAUUUAUUCGAUUCGGAUCCAGGUAUGUUUUCUGCUCUGGAUACUCAGGCUCUCUGCCCCCUGCUCUGAAUGUGGUAGCCGAGGGCGCGCCGGGGGUUUGUCUGGGGUGUGUCGGGGGUGUGAGACGGGGGUCCCUGGGGUGUGACGGGGGGGUGUGUCGGGGGUGUGUCUGGGGUGUGUCCGGGGUGUGUUCGGGGUGUGUGUUGCAAAUUGCAAAUCACGACGCUACGCAGCCACAUUGCAUACCCCAGAACACACCCCAAAGCUUCAGCAGUUCUUGUCGGGGGGGGUGUGUCGGGGGUCUGUCUGGGGUGUGUUCGGGGUGUGGCCUGCAAAUUACAAAUCACGAUGCUACGGACCCACUUUGCAUACCCCAGAACACACCCAAAAGCUUCAAAAGUUCUGGUUUGCUGCAGUUUAAAUAGUAAUUGUUUCAACUUUGACGAUUUCAAUCCUGACACUCCCAUAGCAAUUCGGUAGAGAUUAUUGGGACCGGACGCGGGGCCGCGCACCCUCCUCCUACUACAAAGGGGACAUCGGUAGCAGGAGGACCUCCUUCGAGCAUUGGUACCGGGCCCUGGUCUAUCAAAUGCAAAUAUGUCUGGGUCUGGAAGGAUGCGAACUUGUCAUGCGUGUUGCGGAGCAUACAAAAACCUGUAUUGCAUGGCUUGCAAUAUCAAUAAAAGCCGUCCCCAUAAUUUCUGGCCAGGCUGAGAGGGCAUUUCUCAUGCAGCAGCAUAGGCGUCACCAGGGGGCUGCAGAACCUGUGCAGAUUCUAUGCCCUGCAUUCCAGCCUUGGUGGAGCUUGGAAAAACUGCAUGACAAAUCUCGGUGGAAUCUUCCAGACCCAGACAUAUUUGCGAUCCAUAUGGUCGAGCUUGGGUUCGACGCGUCGGCGACCCAGGUCGUGCCCGUAUCCUGUGCAAAAGUAUCGUAUUCGUAUAAAUGCAAGUCUUGCAUUACAAAUCUUUCUUUUAAGGUAAAGCCGCAUUACAAAUUUUAUCUCUCAUGCUGAGGCCUGAGGAAGUUUGUGAUGCAUUUAUACGAGUACGAUACUCUUGCAGUUCAUAGCCCGACCUAACGGGCAAAGUCGUGGUGUUGGUUACCGGUGUGGAGCUACUCGAUCAGUACUUCUACUUGUACAAGGAGGAUAGGACUACUCUCAUUAACCCACAAGCGCUGAAGGAUCCAGAGCAAAAAGUCACCACGAUGUUUGAGGUUGAAGAUAUUGCUACCUGCCUGGCGGGGAAAAUAAAGUCCAGCGCAACUGUCUCCGCAACGACCUCGUCCAGCACCGGAGCGCAGGCAGGCGGUACUAGCAGUACCACGUCAAAUGCGUGGCCUGCUCCUCCUGUCGCAGGAUCAAUAGACGAAUGCGGGCGGAAGGCGAAUGCGCUCUGGAGCCUCACAGCUGGCCGCUUGAACAUUGACUGCGAACUGGAGGCGAACUGGAUAUCGAUAGGGGCGAAGGAAACCGGAGCUGCACGCGGGGAGCAAGGCAAUGAAAACGUCGAAGUGAUUUGGUCUGAAAACCAAGAAAACGUCGAAAUGAUCUGGUCUGAGUGCAGUACGACCUGCGGGCCCGGGGUGAGGUUUCGGAAGAAGUUUGUGCUUACCGUAUCGUAAGGAAAAAUCCCCCCUCCCCAUAUCGAAAAGGCACGCCCCAGAAAAUUUGUCAUGCUGAUUUGUGGCCUCAAAUGAUCGUCUCUGUCUUGCAAGAACGCAACCGCGCAGGCUCUGCCGCACUCUGUUGGCGGUUUGUGAUGCUGUUGGCCCUACAGACUACACUUUUGCCAUGCUCAGCGCCUAGCUCAAAGCUUCCCAGUUCGGGCUUAGUAUAAGCCUGCCGUCCUCUCCAGCAAGACAGAUCUGAUUUGUGUACGCAGAUCCAGCAUCAGAGACUUCGUUUUGAUAUGGGGAGGGGGGAUUUUCCCUUUUGAUAUACCGAGCCCGUAGGUCGUGACGGCGCGCUGUGCGAGACGCUGCCCGAGGCUAAAGUGGGCGGGGAGGUGAUAGCGGUGGAGUUUCCGCAGGAGCUUCACCCGGUGACCAAAAAGAAAACCCGGGUGCUAAAGCAGUACCAUGGCUGCAACCUGAUGUCGUGCAACGUCGAUUGCGUCCUGGAGGAGAGCUGGCAGUUGGACGACGCCGAAUGUCCGUAUCAAAUGUAAAAAUGUCUGGGUCUGGAAGAAUGCUAGACUUGUCAUGCAUAUUUUGCAUGACCCAUAAUGCCUGUAAUGCAUGCCCUAGCAUCCCGGAUUUCUAGAGGGCUUACUCAUGCCUAUUUCGCAUGAGAAAUGCCCUCUCCGCGUAGCACAAACUGGAGUCCUCUUUCUGGUCAUGCAAUACAAUUUUUUUUUGAAUCCAGAGGCAGCAUCAAAAGUUUAGAAUCUUCCAGACCCAGACACUUUUGCAUUUGAUAGUCCGUGCAUGAGCGCGAAUCCGCAGAAAGACCAAUGGAAGCUGAUAAAAACUCCGCCGGCUGGCACGGGGAAACCCUGCAGCCAGCUCGCUGGGGUGGCGCGCGUCGAUUUUGAUGCAAAUCCGCCACGAGCGUACGGGGCGCCUGUGGAUUGCGUCUGCGACUGCCUGCUGGAGGACGGGGACUGGAAGGAAGGUGCCUGUGACUGCGCCACCCCCACCGCGCAGCAGCGCAUGUGGAAGAGGGUGCGACACUUCGAAGCCCAUGGGGGUAAGACGUGCGAUAUCACACAGAAAAAAGCUAGGCUGGUAAUUAAGUAUCUGUAAUGCGAAAAUAAAUUAAUACUAAUACACAAAAAAGUCUAUAUUUUUACGAAUCCUAAACAGCACGCUAUGGGACUGCCCAUAACUGGUUUUUGCUGUGUAUUUGUUUUUGCAUUACAGAUUAUAUGCCCAAACUGCAUUUUUCUCUGGGAUAUGCGACGAGGUUUACCACCCAACUGAUGCCGAUUACCCACGCUACCACUACGUGGCAACAUGGAACCAGGACGACCCCAUGAUAGCAUACAGCCAUAAAGUGCAGUGCUCCCCCGAUGCCGUUUAACGUAUGAAAAAACUGUCUCAGUCUCUUCAAAGAACCUCCUUUGCAGUUUGAGCAAUCGAAAUCUGCGAGGCAAGAAACAGAAAAUCAGAUCUGUGAUUCGUUCUUCAGACAAAAGGGAGCGAACAUGUGAAUAAACACGCCUUCCUUUUUACAUCUCAAGCAUGGCAAAAAACUGUCUCAACGAACAAGGAAGUUGCGCAUUUUUACAAGUUGAGACUGAGACACCACUUUUUUCACACGAUACCGGCCAGGCCUGCGAAGAUGUCGUGUUCGACGUUCCGUGCCACUGCCGGAGAGGGGAUAAGGAUAUCAAGUGCAAAUAUGUCUGGGUCUGGAAGGAUUGGAUGCUGCAGAGGCUUGCGAUGCAGCUUUCGCAUGACCCAGAAGGUCUUUCUUCAUGCAAGCCCUAGCAUGAUCGCAGCAGUUUUAUUUGAGAAGGCUCUUGAUCAAUGACAAUGCCUGAUCCGCACGACAAAGCCGUGCUUUUGGUGGCCAGAAAUCUUCAAUGGGUAGAAGGUCGCUCUGUAGUCCGUGCACGUCGGAUCUGUUUUGUGUGGCUAACAUCUGAAAUUUUUAUGCGCUUCAGAAGUUUCGUGCGCGUUUCCAGACCCAGACUGACAGAUUCGCAAUGCACAGCUGACCUCACGCUGCAAACGGCGCCGCCGGCGCCGUCAGCAGCGUUUUCCGACGUCGUCAGCACCGUUAACGCGGACAAUAUCCUGAGUAAAAGCGUCCCCAACCAGAGUCAAGAUGGGAACUCUGCUAGACAAAUCGGCCAACUGCAACUUUGGGUGUUUCGCAUGACAGUUUUGCCCUCGUAGUGCAAUCCUGUUUAGCUAGUUCAGCAGCGUCACAGAUCUAGCACGUCAUGCGUAUUUAGAGCAUCACAAAUGAUCCCACAACGCGACUAGAAAAUGGGGCCUCGCGCGAGAAAGUUUUUUGGCAUGCAGAUUUGCAUGACAACUCAUGGUGUCCGCCUGACCUUCCCAGCACCCUCCCUGCACCACAGCCAUCUGUGGCUGUUUGCACAGGGGGAGGCAACGUGUGUCGCACUUCUGUUUAGCAUGACAACUGCUCUGGGGUGGGGGUGGUUUUACUCAGAAUAGACAACCAAAUCGAGUUAUCCGAGUUCCAGAAGCCGCAAUUCUAUGGUGCUAAUGACUUGACCAAUACUCUUUUCAUGUGCAUCGACCGGGACGGGAGUGGGUUCCUGUCGGAAACUGAAUACAACACGUGGCACAACAAGCCAAACAGCAUCUGUCGAGUGGACUGCCAGCUAGCCUUCGCCUGGACUGACGACGGGUGCGCAUGUAUCCAAAAAAGCGUCCCCAUACCACAGUUGUCCUGCAGAAUUGCAUCAACAGGGAGAAGAUCUGUGUUUGUCAUGCGGAUUUAACAUGAGACGCAUUUUCAGUCGUGCCUCUGAAUUUGUGAUGCUGGAAACAGGAUAAGCAGAUGGAGUUGUGAUGCGGUCGCCCUUGCUAACCUGCACUACAAUACGGAGACAAUAAACUUGUCAUGCGUGACUCCCAAAAGAACCCCUGAGUUUGUGUUGCAGAGUUCCCAACUUGACUAUGGGGUGGGGACGUCUUUGCACAGGAUAGCCUGUGAGCACGACAAGAUGCGACAGCGCAAGAGCAUUGUCAAGCAGGCCGCGCUAUGUACUGCAAAUAUGUCUGGGUCUGGAAGAAUGUAACUUGUGACGGUGCUGCAUUUGGAUACUACAAAAAUCUGUAUUGCAUGAACAGCAAAAGAACUCCAUUUUUUGCCACGGCGAGAGGGCAUUUGAUUUCUCAUGCGGUAUGGGCAUCAGGAAGCCCUCACAAAUACAAAAUCUGUGAUGCUACUAGGGCAUCAACAUGCAUCACAGAUGACGUUCCGAGUCAUGUAAAAUGUGCUGCGUGGCAGACCUUGCAUCCUUCCAGACCCAGACAUAUUCGCACAUGAUACGCGCGCGAGGGCAAAAGUUGUCAGUCGGUGCUCGAGGAAGGUGGCGCCCAGGACCGUACUAACACCGCGGUCCUGAUGCCUAACAGCGACCAACCACAGUACGUGAUAUCCUGUGCAAAAGUAUCGUAUUCGUAUUGCAGUCAUGCAUUGCAAAUCUUUAUCUUUUUCUUAUAGUUAAAUCAGCACUACAAAUUUUAUUUCUCGUCAUGCUGAGCAUUAUAUACGAAUACGAGUGCGAUGCUUUUGCAUUUCAUACAUGAUGAGGUUCGUCGAAAAUGAUCAAUGCAGAGAGGAUUGCACGUGCGAGCUUGGCACAGAGGUACAACACACCCCCUGUCCCUGUGAGAAAAGGAAAACGUGGAAGAUGAUUGCGCGGUUCGAGAAUCCGAAUCUUCCGGGCGCCACACGGUGCAACCAGAUGCCUGGCAUCGCCUACACAGAUCCACGAAGCACCCCGAUCGGCACAGCCAAGGCGUACCUCGGAGGGCCCCUAUGCAUUGCAAAAGUUGUUGUAUCCGAUCAUACUAGUUGUAGUACGAACUGCAACAUAUACAAAUUAGUUCAGCGUGAGAAAUGGCAUUCGUUAUGCAAAUGCUGGCUCACUUGUCUUAGUUGUAAAGAAGAUUUGUCACACGUAUCUACAAUUAGUACGUGUACCAUUAUAUUUUUGCAAUGCAUAUCCACUGCCUGACUGCAACUGCCCUGUGGACUGUGCUUGGAACGCUUGUAUGCAUGGCAAAUAUGUCUGGGUCUGGAAGAUUGCAAGUUGUCAUGCUAAAUCUGAAUCAUGCAAAAAUCAGAUUUUUAAAAUCUGUGUUGGAUGGUUAGCAAAAGCCGUCCGCUUUUGACCAAGUUUAAAGGGAAUUAAUAUUUACAUUGCUUGACUUCCGGGUUCUGGUACAGCAUACCCCCGGCGACAGGUGACCUUGACAGGUGACCUCGACAGGUGGCCUUGACAGGUGACCUCGACAGGUGACCUUGACAGGUGACCGCGACGGGUGAACGCCCUGCCUUCCCCCGCUAGUGCUUCGCGCACUAAGCCACUAUGCGCGCGCCUGGUGUGAGGCGAGGGGCGGACGCUGUCCGCCCCGAUGCCGAACACCUUUCCCCCACUAGCGCCACGAGGGACGGGCACAAGGCCCCAGCGUGGGGACCCUGUCCCCACGCUCGAGUGGGCCUUGUUUCUCAUGCAGGAUAAGCAUGGUAAAGAUCUCACAGAAAUAAUUGGCAUGCUGGGUCCUGGAUGCCACCAGACCUCAUCGGUCAUGGAAAACCUGCGUGAAACCUCUUGCAAUCUUCCAGACCCAGACUACAUGUUUGCAUUUGAUAGCUUGGUUGCCGUGGUCCUAUCAAGAACGAACAAAUGUGUAGUCUGGGUCUGGAAGAAUGCCGAUUGCAUUUGUUUUUGUGAUGCGGGUGCGGCCAAGCCUUGGAAUGUUCAUAUUUUUGCGGGGGUCAGCAUCACAGAUCUUCCUGGCGAGGCUCUGGCUCUGCAAGAAUCCCUGUCUUGCAUGAGAAAUCCACACUCUGUGACUACGUCACAGGAACUUGGAAUUAUGUUUCGCUACUUUGACAAGACGGAUUUUACUAUUUCGACCGGUAUACUUAGAUGAAAGUUGCAUUUUAAUUUUUGAUCCAGGUGUCCCAGGACCAGGAGUAUACUAAUUUGUACUGCAUAGGUCCGUUUGCACUGCAUCCUGCGGCGCCGCGACACAGUCACGCACACGAACAAAAAGCGUCGUCGAACAGAAUCAGGGGCGAUGUCCAGGAAAUACCGAGGGCCGUUGGGUAUCAAAUGUAAAAGUGUCUGGGUCUGGAAGAUUGCCAGGUUUGUCAUGCACAUUUUGCAUGACUUUGACUCCUGAUGUCUGUGAUGCAUGCCCUAGCAUCACUGAUUUUGUGAGGGCUUCCUGAUGCCUAUACCGCAUGACAAAUGCUCUUUCCGUGUAGCAAAACUUGGAGUCUCUUUGCUGAUCGUGCAAUACUUACAGACUUUUUUAGAAUCCAAAACCAGCAUGGCAAGUUGGAUUCUUCCAGACCCAGACACUUUUACAGUUGAUAUUGGGAUCCGACGAACAACUGGCAGGUGUAUGGGGUUCUCAAGCGUUUUACUCUCACUUGUUACGUGAAUUGUCAUGCAAAAACGCUAUCACUCUUCGCAUGAUCAAGCCUUCUUCGCAUAUUUUUAUUUUUUGGAGCGGGGCAUAUUAUUUUUUCUUGCUUUGCUUAGAGUUCGGAUGCGUCGUCCCGACUUCGGAUGAGAAAAGGUCGUGUGGCGUACUAUGUAUGGGCUUAGAGCCAGCGCAGCUGAAGCCCUACUGCGCUGGACUUCCGGUUGGCCACGACUGGACUGUCCUUCAUCUGGUAACCAAAGCGUGCGCAAGCGCUCGCAAAGCGCUCUUUGCGAGAUGCUCAUCCAUCGCAAACGCAGCGCGAAGGCUUUGCCGUUGCCAUAUGGGAGGGACUCGGGAGUAUGCAACCACUCGCAAAGUCGGGCAUUUCCAAGUGUGUUCUGCCUUCAGAAAGCGGAUCGGGCAGAAUUUGUGGGAAUUUUACCGAAAGCAGCCAAAACAGCAAUUACCAAGCGGGGAGAGGGUAAAAAAGACCAGUUUUGCAGCUCCGCCCGGUCUGAAUCUGAAAAAAGAUUGUGGCAUUUUCGGCAAAAGCUGGUGGUGUGAUGCGUUUUAUAGCGGAAAAUGCGUCACUUCCGGGCAGCUCCAGCCGCUUGCAAAUUGAAAAAAGCGUUGAAAAAAUGUAAUUUUUCGCAGCAUACAAGCGGCCGACAAAAUUUACCGAUUUUCUGCAGUCCCCGGAAGCCGCUUGGAAAUUGAAAAUGACAAUUUUUGCUGAAAAAGCAAAAGCCGCUUAGAAAUUACCGCUCCAAGACGGUUUUUCAAAUUGUCACACGGCCCACACCGUCGAGAUUGGACGAAAAAAAACAGCUUUUAAGCCUGCGGAGGUGUGUCACACGGGCACGGUUUUCGUCAUCUCUGAGGGUCGCGAAAUGAGAUCUCCUCCCGCUUGAAAAUGCCCGAUCUGGGUGGCCCAAAAGGGCAGCAGGAAAUGAAGAAAAUUGCAUCACUUUUUGAAAUUUGUGUAUUUUACCUGGCCAUCGUGCCCCCGUGCGUAACGUCAUGUGGGGCGGUAUAGUGGCCUCCAGAACAUACUUUUUUUUUGAAGAGGCAUCGAAAGGAUGUCCCGCUGCGAAGUAGCCGGAUUUCGCCUUCAAUGCUUAUCGCAGGAGCCUGCGGGCCGCCGCGGGCUCCACCACUUCCCCGCUCCACCACUUCCGGUUGGCCACGACUGGACUGUCCUUCAUAGGCCGCCGAGAGAGUCGCUCGCCUCGCUCGAUUUUUUUUUGCUUCAUCCUUCUCUUUUUGCUUUCCUGCGUUUCAAAAAAACUAUGCAUGUAGGGAUCGCACUUGACAAGAUGGGCGUCCGUCGCGGCGGGAUCUCAUCUCAGGGUUUGGUUUAAGUUUCAGGGGUUAAUAGGGUUCUCCAAUUACCCCGCUCCAACAACUUUUCGACGCACUAAAUAGCACUAGAAUCCGUCCCAAAUCUGUAACGCAAAAGGCGUAGUCUCUCUGUCUCUCCUUUCACUUUUGCCAUGCUUGCCUUACAAAUUCAUGUAACAGUUGAGGGUGUAACGUUUGAGAAUCCCAUAAGGUGCAGACUCAAGAUUUUAGACAAGGAAAAUUCCAGAAGUACAUCAAAAAUCGAGCACCAUGUCCUGUGGAUUGCUCUGGAAGAUGGGAAAGAUAGUACCUCCCUGUUCUCAUAUUGGCCCGGCCCGGGCUGCGGUCCCUAUCAAAUGUAAAAAUGUCUGGGUCUGGAAGAGUGCCAGACUUGUCAUGCAGAUUUUGCAUGAAAUAUGACGUCUGUAAUGCAUAACCUGGCAUCACAGAUUUUUAGCGGGCUGUCUGAUGCGUAUCCCGCAUGAGAAAUACCCUCUCCAUGUAGCUGCACAAACUGGACCCCUCUUGCUUGUCAUGCAAUACAGAUUUUUUUAGAAUGCAGAGACAGCAUCACAAGUUGCAACCUUCCAGACCCAGACAUUUUUGCAGUUCAUAGUCCCCUUUUCUUCACCAUAUCCUCUGCGUCGCCUUUCCAUCUGGAGAUCUAUGCACUGCAAAAACAAAAUUACUCUUUCUGGGGUCGUUCUUGUUGCGCAGAGCGUGAGCGCAUGACAGUUCUUGACAGCUCCCUCUACUUGCAAUGCUAAUCAUGCUAGAGUUCCUGUAGUAAGGCUGCAAUAAAACCGAAAUCUUCACCAUGUUUUUGCGAUGGAUAUGUCCUUCAUGAAGGCGAACCCAAAACCGCUGCAUGACUCGUUGAUGCCACGCGUCCCGGCUGGUGGAGUAGAUUUUGUUACACGUCGAAAAACAUGCGGCCACGCAACACAAAUUCUAUCUUCAAUGCGAAUUAUGCAUGACAAAACUUCAAAAAGCAGCAUUAUACUCUUCUUUCCCGGAUCCGCCCAUGUUGAGACCUUGUCGUAUUUCCCUGGUGCUUAUGAAAGUGCCUAACAACUCCCUCUCGCCCUCAUGAUUUGCAUUGCAUGAACAGCAAGACAAGACGGGGCUUUCUCAUCAAAAAUCGAGCACCAUGUCCUGUGGAUUGCUCGGGUCAUGGGGUGACGGGACAGGCGGUUGGCUCGGGUAGGCUUCAUCUAAGUGGCGGCUUUGUUCAGUGGGUCCCACACAACCGGAAACGCCGCCGGCUUCGGCGUUCGUCUUCCAUCACCACGCAGAGCAACACCACGACAAUAAGUACUCCAAGCAUUCUGCGGCCAGGUCUUUCCGGAUCCAAUGAGCAAUGGCCGUCUCUUGGAAAGUCGCGCCGCGGGGGCAAUCCAAGGGCCCCCCUUUUGCCUAAGAAAAAGCACUCCCCUUGGCGUUCCUUCCCCCGACCUAAAAUGGCCGAUUUCGGAAUCAAAAAAAGUACCCCCCUCAGGCACCCCCCUGGAGGGAGGCCCCUGGGUGCCGCCUGUCGCCUUUAUAGAGUUUGGGCCGGCCUCGUUUGUAAACGAGCCCCCGAGCCAGUUGCGCCAAAGGCGAAACACUUUUGCGGCAGAUGCGCGCUUGCCCUUUCUACUCGAGAAGGAGUCGCGGCUGGUCCGGGCCGAUAGGCCUGCAGAAACAAAUGGGGCGGGCCGCUACUAGCACUUCUAGCCGCAACGCAGACAAAUCAUCUCGCCCCGCCGCCACGACCCCGCGUCAGGGGGGUGCUCGAUUUUUGAUGUACUUCUGGAAUUUUCCUUGUCUAAAGAUUGCCACCUCUCGCCAUGUCCUGUGAAUUGCAUCUGGGGGCCGUGGGGCGGCUGGAUAUGGAUUCUUGCAAAAAUGUCUGGUUCUGAAAGAAUGCAACGUCUCAUGUGAAGAUGCACAAUUUGCAUGACGCAUGAUGUCAUCUGUGAUGCAUGCACUAGCAUCAAAGAUGUGAUGAUUCUGCGAGGGUGGUCUCCUGAAGAUGCCCAUCUCGCAUGAGAAAUAAUGCCCACUCACCGUAGCAAAAACUGGACUCCUUUAUUUGCUGUUCAACUUCAGGCAAUGCAUAUAGUACACGAUAUUUUUGAUAUUUACGUAGGGUCACUUCCAAAGGGAGAAGGUAGCAAGCAUCACAAGUUGCAUCCUUUCCCUGCCGGACCCAGACACGUUUGCAUUUGAUCGUGGAGUGCGUGCAGCAAGUCUUGUGUUACGCCAUGUGAUCCCGAUAAGGGGACAAUCACAGGCUACCGACAAAAAACGCGUUGGGAACAAUUCGGGGGGGUGUGCCCCGGCAGUGAAUCGCUAACCACCGGUUGCGUUCCAGAGCCGCCACCCUGUCCCGUGCCCGUGGAUUGCGUAUGGGGCCCGUGGGGUCCGUAUCAAUCGUAAAAAGCUGCUGUCGUAUAUCAACUGCAAAAAUAUCUGGGUCUGAGAAGUGUAAUAAUUCAACUUGUCAUGCAGAUUUUCCAUGACAGACCCAUGAGGUCUGGAAUGCAGGGCUUAGCAUGACAGACUCGGCGAGGUCCUCUCUGCCAUGCCUGUCCUGCGUAAGAAACUCCCUUCCAACUUGGUCAAAAGUGGACGGCUUUUGGCACUCAUACAACACAGAUUUUUGCAUGCUUCAGAUUUGCCAUGACAAGUUACCACCUUUCAGACAUCCAGGAAUAGUUAUUUGCAAUUGAUACUGUGCUGUAAGCUUACGACACAGAUGAAUGCGCGCGAGCACUAUUCUGAGUAAAAACGCCCCCACCCCAAGUUUCUCUGUGCUUUAUUUUGGUCUCUUCCAGUACAUAAACACCCCAGAGCUGUGCUUUAUUUUAGUCUCUUCCAGUACAUAUACACCCCAGAGUUGUGGUUGAAUUUCGUGGUCUUUUCCAGUACAUAAACACCCCAGAGUUGUCAUGCACAUCUACACGCCAAAAAAGUUUCUCAUGCGGAGCCCCAUAAGAAACAUUUUCUAGUCGUGUUUGGGGAUUUGUAAUGCUAGAACCAGCAUGAUAUGCUAGAUCGGUGGUGCUGCUGAACUAGCUAAACAGGACCACACUACGAGGACAAACUUAUCAUGCGAAACAACCAAAGCUGGCUGAUUUGUCCAGCAGAUUUCCCAUCUUGUCUCUGGUGUGGGGACGUUUUUGCUCAGGAUAGAAUAUGCGCGAAGACCGAAUCGGUUGUCUUGCAUGUGUAGAACUGCGACCGCGGGGACCACUAUGGUAGCUGCACGAAGCCUGGCAAGUUCCCAUCUGCUUUGUCGCGGCAGUGUAGAAGAGCAAACUAUUGGAGAUGAAAAACACGCAAAGUUCCUGCUCACAAUAAAAUCAGCGUUACAUACAACUUCCAGUGGAGCGCUUUUUUCGUGCGAUUCCCCAUGGAGUGCUUGCGGGGGCGCGUCUUGCGGUAUGCAUUGCAAAUAUAACGUAGAAGUACUGUAGUCUGGUGGGUCUGAAGUUGUGACGCAGCAACAUGCUUACUUGAUGGACAAAGAGACAAUCUGGGGUGCGUGAGCAGUCUGCUGCUUUAUCGUGCUGGAUGAUGGACGCACUUUCUUGUCAUGCGCCACUGCGACAGAGUUCGGAAGAAGCCGAGGUGAGAAGCUUCGCAUCUUGCUGUGAUACCGUGCAGUAGCCUUUUUUGGCUGGUGCCUCAGUACAACCGGCUCAGACGGGCUCCUGGUGCUGGGGUCGGGCCCUCAUCUGGAGCGGAGACGCUGUUCUUGAACAAUAGGUGUAGGACAUCCCCGUUUGUUCGGAGGGGGCCGCGGCCAGGUGAAUAGUCUUUGCACCCCAGUUUGGCUCUGGGCCUCCAGUUAUGCCGCAGCGCUGUCGUUUUAGAUGGUGCAGCGGAGGCCACGACCUAGUAUGCUUGUACCACGCACCUCAAGUAAGAGGAACGCGCUGCAAAAUUAAGAUGAGCGCGCCCGCGCGCUCUCGUCGUUUUAUUCCCUUCUGCGACUUCUGCCGCGUACAUUUUUUGCCGAUGCAUGGCUCCGGAACCGCAUACUAGAAGUUUGCGUCUUGCGCGCCACCGCUUCCGUGGCUUGUUUCCAGCUUCUGCCUGCACUCAUGCGCUUGGCUGUGCCCGCUUUUUUGGCGGGCCAUUCUUGUUCUGAUGCCGGUCCCUUCUCGUGAAUCACGAAGCAAUCUCGAUUCGAGUCGCAUUUUGCAAAGAUCAGCGCGACACGUCGUCUGUAUCUACUUGCCAGAAGACCCAGGAGAUCUACUUUAAUAUUUGCAUUUGAUAUAAUGACAGUGGGGCAGUCACACGCGCACACGUCCAAAAUGGACAGUUGAGGUUAAUGGUGGGGUCUUAUCCACCUGUGCAAAAACGUACAACCGGCUCCAGUCCCAGACGGAUUUGUCAUCCAAAAUAAUCUAACCAGCAUCCAUGCCUGAAUUCAUCUUCAAAUGUGUCUGAUGCGCAGCCCCAUGCGAAGCUGCACCUUCUAAUGCUAAUAUCUGGAAGCGUUAUAAUUUCAAUUUCAUGCUAGAAAAAAUGAUGACGGACGAGCUAGUAAUCAAUGCUGGAUUCGCAGCUACGUGGCUCCUCUGACACCACUAGCGAAACACGACUCCCCCGCAACGAGCCCAAAAAAGAAAAAGGUGUCAUCUUCAUGCGCAACAGCCAUAAGCUUGUUGAUUUGUCGUGUGCUGCUGGCGGCAGAAUGAGUUCCCAUGAUCUUGACUCUGGGGUUUGGGCCGCGUUUUUGCAAAGGAUAACUCUGCUGGGGAGGUCCCUCUGAAACUCAAGGUUGCCAGAUGCCUGCGUGUUACUGCCAGCCAGGAUGUGCGUGCGGGCCACAUCAGAACUGUAACGGCGGCAAUUGUUGCUCUGGCGGGAUAAGCGACUGGACCUGCUUCAGGAAAGAUAACGGGUGGUCAGAGUGUUACGCUGAUGAAAAUAACCCAGGGUGUCACAAUGGGAUGCACGGUCCCUGGGCGGGAGGCUGGUGGGAGUGCAAAAACAUGAAAAAUGGUCGGAUUCAUUACGCGAGGUAAAAAAGUCUUCUUCAAAUAAUCCAGCUAAAAAAUCAGCCGGAAUGCUGAUAUUUUGGUGUUGUGGUGUGGUCCCGUAUCAAUGAGCGGUACGAGAUUGUGCCAAGAUUGCGUAAAAAGUAAUUAAUAUGUUGGAGGCGAAACAAGAUUACUUACGUAGACUGAGGAGAGAGCGACGGCCGCAGUUUGAUUUCUCCAUUACCAAAGGAAGACGCGAAGGCCGCAGUUUGAUUUCUUCUCACCAAUAGGGAGACGAGCUGGAGCUCAAGAAGAUGAACAAGAACACUAUUAUCGUUAUCGACGUGAAAAAAUCCAAAUCUGAAAUACAAAUAAGUACCUCAAUCCGAGUCUUUCAUCAUUUUCUCACUCGUACAGCUUGACGACGCGAAUUUUCAAUUUGAAUUUAUGUUGGACGACUGUAGUCCCGAUGUUCC